This is a messenger RNA of Panicum hallii, 2574 nucleotides long. Its product is annotated as phosphoinositide phosphatase SAC7-like. Gene Ontology annotation, biological process: phosphatidylinositol dephosphorylation. Lineage: Eukaryota; Viridiplantae; Streptophyta; Magnoliopsida; Poales; Poaceae. Gene Ontology annotation, molecular function: phosphatidylinositol-4-phosphate phosphatase activity. The transcript is spliced from 20 exons. Gene Ontology annotation, cellular component: endoplasmic reticulum. The record is from RefSeq and is a predicted model, not a curated record. The coding region runs from base 258 to 2267 and encodes 669 amino acids.
GAAGACGAGAUAGAUCGUGGGGCGAACCUUUUCGUGUCCGUGUCUGUGGGCCCCCGUCCAGCUCCGCAUCGCCCGCUUCGAACGAAGAAGAGUCACCGCCCCGCUCCGGCGACCUGUACAGCGGCGAGCCUCCCCAGCGAUCUGGGGCGACCGGCUAGUCGCAGCAGGGGAGGACCUUCUCAUUGCAGCGGAUAAGACAAGCAUCCAGAUUGCUCAUGGCUCAAGAUCUCCGACGCUAGAUAUCUGGCUAUGGGCCAAUGGCCAGCGGUGCUGCUCUAGUUACUGGAUUCGUUCUUCCAGCCCGCACGCCUCCCGCGAAUCAUGUUCAUAGCAGGACACGGGGCUGUAGAUCUCUUCUGUUUCAUCACAAUCGUGCUAGAACUUAUCUUCCCUGCUCAGAUACACGCCGCUUGUUUGGCUGUGCGCCCGACCGUGGCCAUCUUAAAGUUGCCCGUGCUGAAGGUUAUCCCGCCAUGGAUGGGACAAAUUAUGGAAGCCCUUCAUCUAAACUUCAUACAAGACUGAGGCUUUGGGAGUUUCCUGACUGUUAUAUAUUUGAACCAAUUGAUGGCCUUGCUGACUUGUUCUUAUCAGUUAGCCGAGCCAAUGGAACAAUGAAUCUGGUUGAAGCGUUGCCGCCACGUGGAUCAUCAACACCUAAAGUUCAAACAGUUUAUGGUGUGAUAGGAGUGCUCAAGCUUGCAGUUGGAUCAUAUUUUCUGGUGAUCACAGAUCGUGAUUGUGUGGGAUCCUACUUGGGACACGCAAUUUUUAAAGUGACAGGACUAAAAGUUCUUCCCUGCAACAAUGCACUUAACACAACUUCUGCCGAACAGAAAAAAAUGGAAAGUGAAUUCUCGGAACUCCUGGAUGCUGCAGAGAGGACUAUCGGCCUUCACUUCUCCUAUGAUAUCAACCUUACACUUUCUGCACAGAGGCUACAUGAUCUUGGUGAUGAGUAUAAAUCACUUCCCCUUUGGAGACAGGCUGAACCAAGAUUUCUAUGGAACAGUUACUUGUUGGAACCUCUAAUUGAGAACAAGCUGGACCAGUACUUAUUGCCAGUAAUUCAAGGCAGUUUUCAAAACAUACAUGCAGAAGUUGGGUCAGAAAAGGUAAAUGUGACCCUGAUUGCACGUAGGUGCACCCGGAGGAUAGGUACGCGGAUGUGGAGACGAGGAGCUGAUGCAGAGGGUUAUGCUGCAAACUUUGUUGAAACAGAGCAGAUAAUGCAGUCAAAAGGAUUUACAGCAUCGUAUGUACAAGUUCGAGGUUCUAUGCCAUUCUUGUGGGAGCAGAUUGUUGAUUUGACAUAUAAACCUAGCUUUGACAUUGUUAGACAAGAGGAGGCGCCUCGUGUGCUUGAGCGGCACUUUCAUGAUUUGCAAAAGAAAUAUGGAGCUGUCUUGGCUGUAGAUCUUGUCAAUACAGGUGGCGGUGAGGGUCGCCUCCGUGAAAGAUAUGCAAAAUCUAUUGAACCUAUUCUCAGUGAAGAUGUAAGAUAUGUGCACUUUGACUUCCACCGAGUUUGUGGUCAUAUUCACUUUGAACGCCUUUCUCAGCUGUAUGAGCAGAUCAAAGAUUAUCUUAAGCAACAUAGGUACUUCCUUAUAAAUGAUAAAGGCGAGAAAAUUGAGGAGCAGACUGGCACUGUCAGAACAAAUUGUAUAGACUGUUUGGAUCGCACCAAUGUGACUCAGAGCAUGAUUGGAGGAAAAAUUCUGGAGAGCCAACUCCAACGGAUAGAAGUUCUUGGUGUUGAUGAUACAAUAAGCAACCAUCCAGCCUUUGAUACAAAUUAUAAAGUUUUGUGGGCAAAUCAUGGAGAUGCAAUAAGCAUUCAGUACUCCGGAACUCCUGCUCUGAAGGGAGAUUUUGUUCGGUAUGGGAAGCGAACUACUCAGGGAAUUGUGAAUGAUUUACGGAAUGCACUUGCUAGAUACUACUUGAAUAACUUUGUUGAUGGGACUAAGCAGGAUGCCAUGGACCUUCUUCAAGGACAUUACAUGACAUCUGUUAGUCGAGACAUGGCAGUGCCAAGAAAAGGAGGACUUCUAGAGAAUUAUGCGUCCUUCCGCCUCGCUUUUGCAUUAGUUAUGGGAGCUCUGAUGUUCAUGAUGAUGUCACUAAGGCAUGCCCGGAAUGAUGUUCGCCACUUGUUGCUGUCACUUCUGUGGGCUGGUCUUUGUAUUGGUAUCACACAUUUUGUCAAAGCCAAUGGUCGAACAUUCACUAACCGACCUCGGUUUCACCAGUCACGCCAUUGAUAGGUGCAAAGCAACUAUUUGGCUCAUCAAGUGAGUUGCCUCUUAGAUUGUCAUCAUUCAUCAAACUUGUCGACGCAUUGGUUUGUAAAGAUUAUGUAUUGCAUUUUUUGCACGCAAACCCUUUGUAAUAAGUUUUCUUCCAUUUUGUAACAAGCUUCUGUUUCCUUCUCUGUAAGUUUUAAUUCCUGUAGUCCCGGCUGUCAUGAUCUGCUUGAUAGAAUCCAUUUGUAAAAAAACAAGUGAACAUGCCUUUUGCAGUUAUCAGUGUAAUUACGAUUUGACACACUUUGAGUUCUUGACAGUUUCA